AUGAAUAAGAAUAUGAAUAUGAAUAAUAUUAAAGAGACACAAGACAACAAGAAUACAUUGAUCAACCAUCUAAAGAAUGGAAUCAUUGAACUUGAAAAUGAUAUUGUCGACUAUCACAACAAACAUUCAAUCGAUGGUGAAGUCAGACAAACUUUGAUACAUAAAUUACAUGAUUUAAACGUUGAAAAUAAACAAUUGGAAAAAAGUAAUCAAAUACAAUUGGAAGAGUUGGAAACUUUAAAGUCAAGAAUGGAAUUACAAGAUAAAUAUUUGAAUGAGUAUAAAUCAAAUUAUAUUAGAGUUGAAGGUCAAAUCAAUCAAAUCAAGAAUCAAUAUACUCUUUUAAAGGAUUCUUAUGGUAAAUUGAAUCAACACUUUUUAGAUAAAGAGAAUGAAAAGACAAAAUACCUACAAACAAUUGAUGAAUUGUCAAUGAUCACUAUGAACCUAAAGAAUGAAAAACAAAACUGGGAACUUGAAAAAAAGGAAUUGGAUAAAACAAUCCAAACACAAUCAUCAACCAUUGAAGAAAAGGAUGAUGAAUUAAAGAAAUCAAUUGAUUAUGUUGAAUUGUAUAGAAAUGAGUUAAUUAAAUUGGAAAAUGAAAAAAAUGAAUUAAUUAGAUUAUUAGAUUCAAAUAUUAGAUCACAAAUUGAUCAUCAACAUAUGUCUAAUAAUAAGAAAUCAAAUAAUAAAUAUAAAAAGAAUGUAAAGCAAUUUGAAGAAGAGGACGAGGACAAUGUAUCACCUGCAUCCUAUUCAUUUUGGGAGGUGUUUUAUGAAAGCGGUGAAGGUAAAGGUGACGUCUAUGAAUGGUACGUCGACUAUAGUCAUAUAAGAGAUCAUCUUCUCAAUAAUAUGAUUACACCUUAUUAUCAACUACAACAACAACAACAGAAUAGUAAUAGUAAUAGAAACAAUAGUUUAGAAUUACUUCAUGUUGGAUGUGGGAAUAGUUUAUUGGCAGAGGAAUUGAUUGUUGAAUUGGAUAAAAACAUCGAUGCCAAGAUACUUAAUAUUGACGUUUGCAACAAUGCCAUCGAACGAAUGCAACAACGUAUGGCCACCAAGAUCACCAACACACGUAUCAAGAAUGGGUUAGAGUAUCGUGUUGGCGAUGCCACCAACACUGGUAUUGCCAACGACACUUAUGACGGUAUCAUCGACAAGGGUACCGUAGACGCCCUCCUAUCAACACUCGACCUUGAAGUAGGCGACAAUCAAAUGGUCAAGAAACUGUUACGCGAAAUGUAUAGAGUACUCAAACCCGGCGGCUUCCUCCUCGUCGUCAGUCGAAACACCUGCGCAGAGCCAUACUUUUAUAUGGAUGACCAAGCCGAAUGGUCCGUCCAAAUCCAAGAACUACAAGUCUCCAAACAAAGCGACAGCACCACCACCAAAAAGUCAUCAAGUAAAGCACCACCCAUGAAACAAAUCAAUUAUCUCUAUAGUGCUAGUAAACCCACCUCUGCCAAUACCAAUACCACCACAAACUAA
Cavenderia fasciculata is the source of this 1497-nucleotide messenger RNA. RefSeq lists its product as uncharacterized. The record is from RefSeq and is a predicted model, not a curated record. Gene Ontology annotation, molecular function: S-adenosylmethionine-dependent methyltransferase activity. Lineage: Eukaryota; Evosea; Eumycetozoa; Acytosteliales; Cavenderiaceae. The transcript is spliced from 5 exons. The coding region runs from base 1 to 1497 and encodes 498 amino acids.